Messenger RNA from Chelonia mydas (Green sea turtle), 3713 nucleotides. It is a transcript of the gene SH3PXD2B, whose product is annotated as SH3 and PX domains 2B. Lineage: Eukaryota; Metazoa; Chordata; Testudines; Cheloniidae. Gene Ontology annotation, biological process: superoxide anion generation. Bases 374 to 3091 code for a protein of 905 amino acids. The record is from RefSeq and is a predicted model, not a curated record. Gene Ontology annotation, cellular component: cytoplasm. The transcript has 13 exons. Gene Ontology annotation, molecular function: protein binding; superoxide-generating NADPH oxidase activator activity; phosphatidylinositol binding.
AGCACAUAACUCACUGCCCGUGCCUGGGCGGGAUAGGCUGCUCCGGCAGGGGUGGGCUGGAAGAAGGAGUCCUCCAUCUGCAAACUCUGGAGAGAGGGGCCCGGAGGGAGGAAGAGAGGAGAGGUGGCAGAGGCUUUGCUAUCGCUAUCCCAGCUGAGCGUCUCUCUGAUCGUGGAGUACAGCAUUUCUUUUUCACCCCUCCUUCCUCUCUAUGCUUGCUCCCUAGUCCAAGGCCUGGAAGCUGUAUGUGUGGCGGGAGCUGUGCUGCACCAAGCCCCGGUCUCUUGCUCUUCCCCCUCUUUUCUUUGUAGCCCGGAGGAUUAUUUGUACACUUCCCUUUGCUUUUGGGGGCCGGAUUGCAAAGGACAGAGCCAUGCCCAGGAGGAGCAUCUUGGAGGUGAAGGUGCUGGACGUGCAGAAAAGGCGAACCCCCAACAAACACUAUGUGUAUAUAAUCAAAGUCUCCUGGUCCAAUGGUUCCACAGAAGUCAUUUAUCGACGGUACAGCAAGUUCUUUGACCUGCAGAUGCAGAUGUUGGACAAGUUCCCAAUGGAAGGAGGGCAGAAGGACCCCAAACAAAGGAUCAUCCCCUUUCUGCCAGGGAAGAUCCUCUUCCGCAGAAGCCACAUCCGGGAUGUUGCCGUCAAGCGUCUGAUCCCUAUUGAUGAAUACUGCAAGGCUCUGAUCCAGCUGCCACCCUACAUCUCUCAGUGUGAAGAGGUUCUUCAGUUCUUCGAGACGAGACCCGAAGACCUGAAUCCCCCCAAAGAGGAACCCAAUGGAAAGAAGAAGUCUGGUGGUGACUUGGCAUCGGUAGAUCCCAUGGUCCUGGAGCAGUAUGUGGUGGUGGCAGAUUACCAGAAGCAGGAGAGCUCUGAGAUCAGCUUGUGCGUGGGUCAGGUGGUGGAUAUCAUUGAGAAGAAUGAAUCAGGCUGGUGGUUUGUGAGCACAUCUGAUGAGCAAGGCUGGGUCCCAGCUACAUGCCUGGAAGCUCAGGAUGGUGUCCAGGAUGAAUUCUCAAUGCAGCCCGAAGAAGAGGAGAAGUACACGGUCAUUUACCCAUAUACCGCUAGAGAUGAGGAUGAAAUGAACCUAGACAAAGGGGCUGUGGUAGAGGUGAUCCAGAAAAACCUUGAGGGCUGGUGGAAAAUCAGGUAUCAGGGUCAAGAGGGCUGGGCCCCGGCAUCCUAUCUGAAGAAAGGAACUGGAGAGAUGUUUACACAGAAAUUGGGAUCUGGUUCAUCCACCCACUCCUGUGCCCUGGAUCUGGAUGGCGUUCCCCGGCAGCAGAACUCGACGGGCCGAGAGAAGGACGGGCCCAACAACCAAAGAGAGGGGAGGUUUGAUGGCCGACCAUUACCACAGGCUGACAUUCGACGCAAGUCGCCAAAGAUGAGGCAGAGGCCCCCUCCUCGCCGAGAUCUCACUAUACCACGUGGUUUGAACCUGCCUAAACCUCCCAUCCCUCCCCAAGUGGAAGAAGAAUAUUACACCAUUGCUGACUUCCAGACCACCAUCCCCGAUGGCAUCAGCUUCCAGGCAGGAAUGAAAGUGGAGGUGAUCGAGAAGAACCUGAGUGGCUGGUGGUACAUUCAGAUUGAGGAGAAGGAAGGCUGGGCCCCAGCUACCUUUAUUGAUAAAUACAAGAAAACUAGCAACGCUUCUAGACCUAACUUUCUAGCACCGUUGCCUAAUGAGAUGGCCCAGCUCCAGCUUGGCGAGGCAACUGCAGAGAGCAACACCAACGAAGAAGCCAUCGGGCCAUCCAGGCCUCUGCCUGAAGCUCCACCUAAUGGUAUAGACUGUGGAAUAAAAUGGGCCAAAGACUGGAAGGGGAAGGAGGCUCUCAAGAGUGCCCCCUUGGAGAGCAGUGAUGUAGCCGCUGGCUAUGAGGAGAUCUCUGAUCCGGAUACAGAGGAGAAGCCCAGCCUCCCACCCAGGAAGGAGUCGAUCAUUAAAUCCGAAGGUGAGUUAACGGAGAGGCAGAGGCCUCCACCCAAGCCCCCAGGCAUGAUUUUGCCAAUGAUCCCUCCAAAGCAGACAGUCGCCCCGAGGGACAGCAGGAAGCCAGAGCUGAAAACGGAAAAGGGCAAACUGUUCCAGCUAAAAAACGAAAUGGGCCUGGAGUGCGGGCACAAGGUGUCAGCCAAAGAAGUGAAGAAGCCGAACCUCCGACCCACUGUCAAGCCAGCCAAGCCAAAAGCUGAGCCCCCAGAAGACAAGUCUGAGCCAACGACCCAGAAUCCCUUCUUGAAAUCAAAACCUCAGGUCAGGCCGAAACCAACUGCAGCCCCCAGGACAGACCCACCUCAGGCAGAUGAUAAACUGGACAUUGGCAAUCUGAGAAGCAAGCUCAGACCUGCAAAGUCCCAAGAGAAACCCUCUGAGCAGGACCCCAUGCCUACUGAAAAUUUCUUCAAUAACAGUGCGCUCCCAGCAGAGCUUUCUGGCAAGCCUCAGGAGCGACCGAGCAUGGAGAACAGACCCCCAACCAAACAGGACAGCCAGAUCCCAAAGGAGGCUCCACCCAGGGCUCCCUUCAGCCUGCCAAAGAUGGCUGACAGUGAGCCCAAGAACAUCUCCCCGACUCCCAGAGAGCCACCACUUCAGCGGCCAGUGGUGCCACCCAGGAGACCUCCUCCUCCAAAGAAAGUGGUAUCCUCCUCCUCUGGCCCCACUUCAGACCUGAAAGCCCCACAGAGGGAAGUGCCUGAAAUCAGAGCUGCCUCGGUGCCUGGCCGGCCCAUGCUGGUUCCACCAAAGGCCAAACCAUUUCUGCCUGCUGUGUGCCAAGAUGAAGCCAAGGGGAAAAGCAGCUUAGGCCCAAAGGUAACGCCCAAGCAGGUGGAGAGAGCAGAAGCCAGGGAGAGGACAGCUGCCCCCUUCACCAAUCCAGACAUCUCCAAAGAAGCCCUCUAUGUGGCUGUGGCAGAUUUUGAAGGAGAUGAAGAGACCAGCAGCUUUAAAGAAGGGACCUUAUUUGAAGUUCGUGAGAAGAACAGCAGCGGCUGGUGGUUUUGCAAGGUCCUAACUGGGGGACCUUGUUGGGAGGGCUGGAUUCCCUCCAAUUAUCUAAGGAAGAAGCCAUAGUCUGCCCUCAGUUUACACAGUUGAAGGUUCCUGUUCUUUCACCUGAGUAUUUAAUUAGCUUAUUAAUUUAUAGUUUUCCAUAAUGCUGGCUUAAAAAUAUGUGGGAUACUGUACAUUCCAAUUUGUGCCAUUCCUGAGGCAGAAUUCAAGAAGCAGCUUGACAUAACGCAGCUAGGCCUUCAUUCCUGCUCUGUCUGCUCCCCCCUUCAUAGGAAAUACUUUCCUCUGUCCAUCUAUGGCAGCCCAGCCCCUGUAGAUGGACAUGUGAAGUUGUUUCUCAACAAGCUUCUUGGUGUAUGUUGGCAAAGGCAGUUCCCUCCCCACCAUAGGAAAAUUAUUGGUGCCCACUAGGCUUUUUGACGAGACUACAGGGAAACGAGAGGAAAGUCAGCCAUGAUCCAGGUAAAGAAAUGAAGCCAGCCCCACUCACCAAAUGGAAACUGGAAUAACAAAAGGAGUUGCUUUUCCCGGUGGCUCAGGGUCACUGUUAUAUGUCUGAUACUGUAUUGCCAAGUCCAGCCAUACACAGGAACCAUAGGAAACUAUGGGGACAAGGAGAAACAGUACUUCAAAAUCAGGUCCAUAUAGCUGUGUGUGCAUUGACAUGCUCACUCAUGGCCAU